Vigna umbellata (rice bean) is the source of this 1191-nucleotide messenger RNA. RefSeq lists its product as uncharacterized. Gene Ontology annotation, biological process: endoplasmic reticulum to Golgi vesicle-mediated transport; intracellular protein transport. Gene Ontology annotation, cellular component: endoplasmic reticulum; endoplasmic reticulum membrane. The record is from RefSeq and is a predicted model, not a curated record. NCBI's taxonomy places the organism in Eukaryota, Viridiplantae, Streptophyta, Magnoliopsida, Fabales, Fabaceae.
UUUUUGAAGGUAGGAACCCAAAAUUUUGUCCAUGUCUUCGAAUUCAAUUGUCGUUCUUCUUUUGAAAGGGUCUCGCUUCUCUUCUCUCUGUCUGUCACUUUUUUCUUUUUUAAUUUGUGUGAUUCUCCAAUCUGCUGUGAUUGAAUAUUGAUGACAGUGACGCACAACCUCUCACGGGGCCCAUAAAUUUGUUAUUUUUCUCUGAUCCCCUUUGAAUUGUGAGGGUGAAGUGAAAGAUCUGAAUUACGAAGAUGAUUCAGCUUCUGUUCACGUUGAUAUUUUCGGAGGGUGCGAUGAUAGCUUUGCUGCUGUUCAAGACCCCGUUGAGGAAGCUUGUGAUAAUGGGAUUGGAUCGGUUGAAGCGGGGUCGUGGACCCUUGGUUGUGAAGACCGUUGCAGGGACCAUUCUCGUGGUGCUCUUGUCGAGUGUGUACAGCAUGGUCAACAUUCAGAAGCAUGAGAUCGAGGAUGGUGGUGCCAUUAAUCCCACCGAUCAGGUUCUCAUGGCCAAGCACCUCCUUGAAACAACACUCAUGGGCGGUAUACUUUUUCUUGGGCUUAUGAUAGACAGACUACAUCAUUACAUAAGAGAACUGCGGAUUCGAAGAAAGGGCAUGGAAGCUGUCAAGAAACAAAGCAGAGGGUCUGAAGAUGGGAAAUUUACCUUUUCAGAAGAAAUGAAAAGCGUGGAGGAAGAAAGAACUAGAUUGAGAGCAGAACUUAGGCGCCUAGAAUCUGAACUACAGUCAAAAAUUAAAGACGCAGAUGUUGCAGAAGCCAAUGUAUCUGCUCUGAGAAAACAAUCUGAGGGGUUCCUUCUUGAGUAUGAUCGCUUACUUGAGGAAAACCAGAACCUCCGCAACAAACUACAGUCCUUGGACAGGAAAUUGUCACAUUCAGGUUCUAAGAAGAAUAUUUAAGUAACAUUGCUAGUAGGAAUGGCUUCUUCUUGUAUACUCUUCCGGAGUUCCAUGGCAGUUUGUUCACAACAGCUUGUCAAUCCUUGCAUGCUUGUUCCUCAAGGAAUACGAUUUUCACUUCUAAUUGAACUUGGAUCAAUUUUGUCCUGACAAAUUGUGAAUUUUUUGAGUGAUGACAAGAAAUAUAGUGCUGAUUUGUUUUUUCUGCACAUAUGUAACUUUUGUAACAUCUGUUUUCACUAUUCAAUAGUGUUUGAUGGUAUUAAAGUUA